UGCUCGAAAUCGCUGCCGAAGAAGUGGAAGCAACAAUAUGGCGGGAUGCAUGAAAAUGCAGGAAGAGUUUCAUUUUGCGAGCGUCAGAAUAACAAGCGUCUGCUUUCUUUUUUUACUCUUUCUUCAGUUUUUUCAGCUCACCCCCGCUACAAUCAGCAUUAUCAACAUUAAGGAUGGACAGAAGGUGAGGUUUAGUGAUGCUGAACACUUCUGCUACAUCAAUCCAACCCCUGUUCCUGGAUGGAGGGAGACCUGGACAAGGAUCCAAGUGAAAGUAUGGAGCUCCAAGGAGCUCAAGGUGACUGUUGUAAAGGAUGAAGAAGAGCUGGAGGAGCUUGAACAUUUUAGUUUCUGGUCCAUGGUGCAGCACUGGAUCAACGAGAAGACUAACGAGACAACAAUGAGCAUCAGCCUUUUCAAUCAGAAGACCUGUUUUCGCGUGGAUCCUUCAGAACUCGGAGUGUCCUACUUCGUCGAAUCCAGCCGAAGACUUGACAUCUACCUCUUUCUGGUGUUCCUCGCCGGAGUAUUGCUGUUCUUCUUUGCUGAUUUGCUCAGCAGGAGUCAGGUGUUCUACUACUCUGCAGGAAUGAGUACAGGCAUGAUCGCGUCCCUCAUCAUCCUCAUCUUCAUCCUGGGACGCUUUUUGCCAAAGAAAAGUCCUUUCUAUGUGCUGAUUGUGGGAGGAUGGUCCUUCUCUUUGUAUGUGAUCCAGCUGGUGUUUAGGAACCUGCAGCUGAUCCUCAAGGAGCACUGGCACCUGGCAAUAGGUUACGCUGCAGUGGUGGGAUUUGUCAGCUUUGCGGUAUGUUACCGUCACGGGCCGCUGGUGGAGGAGCGCAGUAUUAACAUCCUGUCCUGGACUCUGCAGAUAUUCGGCAUGCUGCUGAUCUACGCCGGCAUUCAGGUCCAGCAGGUGGCGUUAGCGAUCAUGGUAGCCGCUUUCUGUGCAAAGAACUUGGAGUACCCAGUGACCCUGGCGUUUAGUCUGUACGAGAAGCUGAAGCCGAAGCUGCGCUGGAAACUGGAGCCUCGACGCCUGUUGACGGAGGAGGAGUACCAAAAGCAGGCUGAGGUGGAGACUCAGAAUGCUCUAGAGGAGCUGAGGAAGCAGUGCAGCAGUCCUGAUUUCAACACCUGGAAAACAGUGUCCAGACUGCAUUCUCCUAAAAGGUUUGCUGACUUCAUCGAGGGAUCUCCACAUUUAAUGUCCAACGAAGUCUCUGUGCACGCUCAGGAAUACGGUUUGGGCAGAUCGCUGUUCGAGGACGAGCUGUUCUCCACCGAUGAGGAAGACGAGGCAGAAACGUGGGAGAGCGAAGCGGAGGAGAAGCCGAACUUGUCUUCACGGUGGAGAAACGCAGACGGAAACAAUUGAGGAGGGAAAGCAAAAAAUGGUAGGAACUAACAAGCAUCCGAAUGUGAAGAAGCAAAGCCAUACAGGAGGUAGGACCCAGUGAUGAGUACACCAGCUCAGAGACGUUUCAGCGCUGAACUUCAUCAUGUAAGAGUUUGGAUUUAGGGGAUGAGAAGUGGAUAUUUGCUCCUAAAUUAAAGGUUACAGAAAACAGACAGUUUUCUGCCAUCAUUGGCUGAAGAGGAUCUGAGAUCGUUUUUGACAGUUGGUGGCUUUGCAGUGUGUGUGUGUGUGUGUGUGUGUGUGUGUGUGUGUGUGUGACACAUUUAAUAUUUUUUUUUUAAUUAUUAUUAUUAUUUUUUUUUUUUAUGUGUUCUGAAUUCAGCCUACAAUCCAUGUGCAUGUAUACUCUGUUGGGGUUUGUUUGGGGUUGACAAUUAAUUUUUUUUAACUGCCUAAAGUGCAACUUUUUUUAUUAUUAUUAAAAUAAAAAAGGAAAUGCAACAUUUUUGUUAGAUGGUAGUUUGUGAACUGGAAAUUAGUUUUGCUCUUGAAAACAGGUCGAUCGUUUUCUCUGCACAUAGGUGGGAUGACCACUAGGUGGCAGCGAUGCUAUGUGAGCUUCGUGGUCUGCCUAUAAUGCAGGAUCCUUUUCAAAGACAGGUUUUUAUUUGUCACAUGUACAUUACAUCAAAAUGAAAUUGUUUCUUCCCAUAUUCCAGAGAUGUUAGGAAGCUAGGGUCCGCGCAAUGGUCAACCAUGCUAGAGUGCCCUUGGAGCACAAAGGAGCAGCUUGGAGAUACAAGGGCUUGUUUUAUUUGGGGUAAAGCAAUAAAUGUAUUGAAACUAAAUGUCAGGGUAUGUGUGUAGGUCUGAAUAAACAUCUAACAUUAAAAGGGAA
Molecule: messenger RNA, 2258 nt
Organism: Silurus meridionalis
Lineage: Eukaryota; Metazoa; Chordata; Actinopteri; Siluriformes; Siluridae
Gene: nemp1
Product: nuclear envelope integral membrane protein 1
Exons: 9
Coding region: 38-1378 (446 amino acids)
Cellular component (GO): nuclear envelope
Source: RefSeq, a predicted model, not a curated record